AUGAGACGAGUUUCACUAUUUAAACUUUGUACUUUGUUGUUUUUAUUGUUUACGUUGUUUUAUUUUUAUUCCUCAAGUAAUAUUACAAAUGGUAUCAAACUUAACUCUACACAACAUAAGGAUGUAAAUAAUGGUCUAAAGUUUAAUGUUGUCAAGAAUAAGACAAACACUGAUAGAAUAGUGAUAUCUUUUGUAGUUUGUGACUCGAGAUUCAAUGAGUCCUUAAAUGUUAUUAAGUCAGUUUUAAUUUUCACUAAAACACCAACAUAUUUCGUUAUAUUCUCUGAUGAUAAGUUUAAAAAUAAAUUUAAUGAAACCUUGACCAAAUGGAAGGAUAUCUUGAAGGAUCAAUUUGACUUUGAACUGCAGAAAAUUAAAUUUCCCAAAGCUCAUGAGGAAGAUUGGAUGAAUCUUUUCAGCAAAUGUGCAGCCCAGAGAUUAUUUAUACCUAACUUAAUAACUCAUAUAGAUUCCAUGAUAUAUGUGGAUACGGACACACUGUUCCUUGGUCCAGCCGAUCGGCUUUGGGAAGUGUUCUAUAAAAUGAACAGAACUCAAAUAUCAGCCAUGGCCCUCGAAGAUGAUAACCCUAAUAUAUCCUGGUAUCCUCGCUUUGCUAAACAUCCAUUUUAUGGAAAAUAUGGACUCAAUUCAGGUGUUAUGCUCAUGAACUUGACGAGAAUGAGGGAUUUUGGUUGGGUAGAUUAUGUCACCCCUAUCAUGUUGAAAUGGAAAUUGUAUAUACCUUGGGGUGAUCAGGAUAUCAUCAACAUAAUAUUCCACUACCACGAGAAUGCUGUGUGCGUGAUGACUUGUAAUUACAACUACAGGUCGGAUCAAUGUGUGUAUGGGGAUGCCUGUGAGCCGGCGUCACAGGGCGUGCUCGUGGUACACGGGAGUCGUGGUGUAUUCCAUAAUAACAAACAGCCAGCAUUUCAGGCAAUAUACAGAGCUAUCAAUGAAUACGAGAUUGGGUCAGAUCGAAUGAAAGUAUUGACGAAUAUGGAUAAAUAUUUGAAUGAGGCACCGCCAUCAAACUGUGGUAACAUGAAGGAUUCAUUAUUAAAGUUGCCCAUAGACACUCUCACCAAGAAAUAUGUGAAACCGGACAGAUAA
Molecule: messenger RNA, 1116 nt
Organism: Danaus chrysippus (African queen)
Lineage: Eukaryota; Metazoa; Arthropoda; Insecta; Lepidoptera; Nymphalidae
Source: the annotation of a GenBank genome assembly